Drosophila hydei is the source of this 1774-nucleotide messenger RNA. RefSeq names its product beta-galactoside alpha-2,6-sialyltransferase 1 (gene SiaT). The record is from RefSeq and is a predicted model, not a curated record. Lineage: Eukaryota; Metazoa; Arthropoda; Insecta; Diptera; Drosophilidae. Bases 326 to 1690 code for a protein of 454 amino acids. The transcript is spliced from 7 exons. Gene Ontology annotation, molecular function: sialyltransferase activity.
CGCGAAAGGGAAAGUUCGUGCAGCGCAGCAACGCAGCCGGCCAAGACAUCAAUUGAAGUCGAUUAGGUUAAUUAACUGGCAAUCUAAAUAAACAAUUGCUCAAUAAGUUGGCUAAACGCUUGGCCAUAAAACGAGCGUUAAAUAAAUAAUUGAUAAGCCGUAAAGGUCAUUAAAAACAGAGAAAGAAGAAGAAAGUCUGCAGCAGUUUGUUAACUUAAUUGCCAAGCACAGAUACAGAUACAAAUGUAUCUCGACUGCGAACGUGACUAAAAAGCAAGAAGAAAAACUUCGCGUGCAAAAUAAAAGCAAAGAAAAUGUUUUAAAAAUGUUGCAUGUGUGGAGCAAAGAGGAAGAACGUGGCACGUUAAUCAGCGCUCUGCUGCUUGCCGCGUUAAUAAUUCAAUCCGCAGCGACGCCGACGGCGACGUCGACAGCGCACAAAGCUCAGCGAGUGCACGAACCAAUUGCUGAGGCAGCGCGCGCCGCUGUGGUGAAUAAAGCAUUAGUCGAGACGCGCAGUGCUGCAGUGCAGCGCCUGCCACGCAGCGUCUUUCAUGUGCGCUGGAAUCCCAAUGAGAAAUUCAUUGUCGAGAGCCGCGAAAGUCCGGCUAUCAACUCAUCCAAGCUGGCGCCGCAUCCACGCCUAAAGGUGUCCAAGAACACGAAGUUGACGCUCAGUCCAAAGCUCUAUUUGUGCCACGACAAAUACUCGAGCGAGUGCCACAAUAAGACAGCAUCCUUUCGUCGCCGCAUUGUGCAGACCUUUGAGCGCUCGAUGAGCGAAUCGCUGAAUGAAUCGAAUCACUAUAAUGUGGACUAUAAGCCCGUGUUUGGGGACAGCUUCGAGGAGCAGUAUUAUCCUUCGAGCUGCCUGGUAAUGGAGGCGGGUGUGCGAGUGCUGCGUCGCAAGGAUCCGCCGUUCAACAAGCUGCCCUUCGGUCGGCUCUUUCCGCGCCAGAAACUCUUUCGCAAUGUGAAGAGCAUCAAGAGCUGUGCGAUUGUCUCCAGCGCCGGUUCGCUGGCGGGCUCCAAGCUGGGCAGGUUUAUAGAUAGCCACGAUAUUGUCAUGCGCUUCAAUCACGCACCCACCCGCGGCCACGAGGCGGAUGUGGGCAGCAAAACGACAAUACGCGUUGUCAAUUCACAGGUGGUCACCAAGACGGAGUUUGAUUUCGCACAUGCGCCAAUCUUUAGGAAUGUCACGAUUGCCGCCUGGGAUCCGGGUCGUUAUAAUGGAACUCUCGAGGAUUGGCUGACCAGCGCCGAUUACGAUCUCUUCACCAACUACGAGAUCUACAGACGUCGCUAUCCCAAGUCGCGCGCCUUUCUCAUCGAUCCGCACUCCGUGUGGCGCCUCUGGCAGAGCCUGCAAAUGUUUGCCGGCAAUCGAGCUAUACGCCGUAAUCCGCCCAGUUCCGGUUUUAUAGGUUUGGCGUUGCUCCUCCCACACUGCCCCCAGGUGGACUUUAUAGAGUAUGUGCCCUCGACGCGACUCAAUGGACGCUGCCACUACUACAGCAAAGAGAUGAAUUCCGGCUGUACAUUUGGCUCGUGGCAUCCUUUGGCUGCCGAAAAGCUGAUGGCAUUGGAUAUGAAUGUGGCCGACGAUAUGUCCGUCUUCCAGUUUGGCAUCUUGCGCAUACGACGGCCUGAUAAGCUGCUCUGCGGCUUCAACUUCUUUGGUUACUGAUGCCCCAGCGUCCCUCUCGUCCUGCAGGCUUCGCGGCGUCCAGUGACAAUCAAAUGUGCAUUUAAUCAAGCGGUUUUCACACAC